GCCGCGCGCACCACACCCGGCGCGACGCGCGGGCACGGCCUAUCUCGCCUCCCGCGGUCGCGGCAUGCUCGCGUCGCCAGGCGUGGGGCAGAGCGCAACGCUGCGAGGAGCACGGCCGCAGGUCCCUUUGGCUCGGGCCGCCCGCGGCGAGGGGAGGCAGCUCGCGAGGAGGGGCAUGGCUCCGCCGGCAGCGAGCGCCCCGCAGCGCGGGGAGCGCGGCGGGGCCACCCCGGGGCCCAUGGCGCCCAUCUACCGGGUGACCCUGAUGUCGUGGUGCUUCCAGUUCCUGCUCGACCUGCUCUGGAUCCCCCUCGCGGCCUACUUCAAGGACCUGGGCCUCGGCCUCCACGUGCUCGGGCUCGUUUUCGCGGCCAACCUCGGCGUCCGCAUCGUGCCGAACGUGCUCGCCACCCGGCUCGGGGUCAGGACCGACAUGGUCUGCAUGCUGGUGGGGCUCGUGGGCUUCGGAGUGAACCUCGUCUGGCCAGAGGAGACCUGGGCCAUCUUGGCCAUGUCCGCCGCGGGCGGCCUCACCUUCGUGCGCGCCCACCUCUCCGUCCACGGCAAGCUGGCCGCGGGCUCCAGCGUGGAGAGCCUGACCCUGGCCGCCAGGUGGUCCGGCGCGGCGCGCAACUUCGGCACGGUGGUCGCCUUCGUGGUGCCGGUGGCCCUCUACCAGGCGCUCGGCUGGAGGGCGGUGGUCGCCACGGCGAUGUGCGUCAUGUGCCUGUACCUCGCGCUGGCGGCGGCGCAGCACCGGAGAUACCCCAGCGGCGCCAAGGGGGGAGCCCCGCCGUACGGCGAGGGCCCAGAGGAGCCUGCGCUGGUUGAGGAGGCUCCCCGAGAGCACGUGCCGUGGAUCGACUGGCUCAUCGCGGGGGCGUUCUGCGUCACGGAGCUCCAGAUGAACAUCCAGGCGGCGGCGGUGCCGACCACGCUGCUGGUGCUCGGCGUCCCCCUGCCCCUGGUGGGCGGCGUGCAGGCCGCCGGGCAGCUGAUCGCCAUGGGCUUCCUCGUGCUGCUCUCCAGGGGAGCCUGCCCCUGCCUGCAGAAGCGGCCGACGAACCUGCUGCUCUCCUUCGCGGGCACCUUCGUGGGCAUGGCGGCGCUCUGGCUGGCAAGGGCGAGCGAGGUGGACGGGUCGCUCGGCGCCGUCGUGCUCGCGGGGUCGGUGCAUUUCUUCUACGCCUGCGCAUACACGGCGCAGGUGACCAUGCUUGAGUGCCUCACGGGCGUGCUGGACAUGACUGGCGCCCCCCGAUCCGUCUACGUCAUGGGCGUCUCCGAGGUCGUGGGCUGCGCGUGCUCGCUCGUGGGGGGCUACCUCGGCCCCGCCCUCCUCGAGCGGAACCCGUCGGCCCCGUUCGCCCUGGAGGCGGCCAUCGCCCUGGCCACCACGCUCGCGCUGGGCAUCGGGCUGGGCCUCCGCGCCUGCGACCAGUACGUGGCCUGCCAGACGACGUCGGAGUACCGUGCGGCACUGGCGGAGCAGGAGCGCCUGGCCGGCCUCCCCAAGGCGCUGCACGGGCUGCGCCACCUGCACCGGCGGCCGGAAAGCUACAUUGGGGUCGAGCAGAGGCUGCGCAGGGCGCAGACGGAGGGCAGCCUGGUCAGCGUCGGCGGCAGCUCGACCGCGGCCGACACCGAGGGGAGCCUGGUCUCCGUGGACAGCAGCCUCUCCGGGGACGGUGCGACCGCCGCGGCCGCGCCAGGCGGCGGCCUCAACGCUCCGCUGCUCGGCGGCGGCGGCGGCGCUGCGCUCGGGCCCCGUGCGGAGGCUUGGCGGGCGCAGCAGGAG
Messenger RNA from Prorocentrum cordatum, 1798 nucleotides. The record is from the annotation of a GenBank genome assembly. Lineage: Eukaryota; Dinophyceae; Prorocentrales; Prorocentraceae.